UUUCAUUACGGAGACCGAGUUGGACAGUGAACAGUUUGCAUGGAAAUUGUAUUUUUCUGGUUUAUGUCCAUAUAAGUUACAAUGGCGGAUAUUUCGGGACUGGAUCAGGAACUAAAAUAUCUUGUGGUGGAUCAGAAGAAAAAUUUCGUAGACCAGACAGAAUGGGCGGCCAAAAAAUUGGUAUGGGUCCCCCAUGACAGCCAGGGGUUUUGCUCUGCGAGCAUUAUCAGAGAAGACGGUGACGAAUAUGAAGUGGAAAUUGAAGAAACAAAUAAGAGAAUUAAAGUUCUCAAAGAGGAAAUCCAGAAAAUGAAUCCUCCCAAAUACACCAAAGUGGAGGAUAUGGCUGAACUCGUCUGCCUGAACGACGCCUCUGUACUGUACAAUAUAAAGGACCGUUAUUACUCGGAUUUAAUUUACGUAAGUUUUUAGGAAAGAAAAACCCACAUCAUGUACAUUUGCAUUGAUAACAUAUCUGAUCAAGGUUGUUGCAUUCUCGAAAAAACAAAUUGGUCUUAACUUCCGUAGUGAUAUGAUUCUAAAACAUCCUAAAUCUGUAGAUCCCCACUGCGUGCUUUAACUUUCUAAUUCUAUUCACAAAUCCUUACUUCUAAUAUAUUUAAUUCUGAUUUUUUUUUUAUUAAGAGUGUUACUUCUGAUUAUAAAUAUCUAGUUUUAACUAUAAAAUUGAAUCUUCUAUUUUUUUAAGGAUUAUUCUUAGUAUUCUCAGUUUGUUAUACGCGAUUGUUCCCCAUUCGUGCGGCGAAACGUCCAGCUCGUCCAUAAUCUUACAGAGGGAGCUCCUCCACACGAAUACCAUACAUUCUGUCUGUCCUACUUACGUCCGGUCCGGAUCAAAGUGUUAUCUAAAUAUAAACGUUCAUCUUAUUGCAAAGAAGUUACGAACAAUCUGAAGAGGUGUGGGUGGUUUUUUUUUAUUUGUUUGAUUAUUUUUGUUUUGUUUGUUUGGUUCUUCUAAAUUUGUUUCACGUCCCGUUGAGAAAUUAUCACUCAUACUGAGCCGUCACCAGCCGUGUGUGAAGUACCAGGUGUGAUUUUUUUUUUAUUCGAAUGUUAUUGAAAUCAGAAGCAACAAUAUAAUAAUAGAUUAGAAAUUUAAAUUACACAGCUGUAUUCAGAUAUUAGUAUUUUGAACUCUUUGGUUUUUAUAGAAUUUUUAAUAAUCUGGCUUUCCAUACAGUUUUUAAGGUUACAUUUAACAAUUACCUGUUCCUUGUCGUACUCUCGCGGAAUCUUUUUCCCCGGAAAACUCGCAGUAUUUCUCUUAACUAUAAAUAGAUAAAUUUCAUGCUAUUGAAAUUACAUCGAAAUUCCAGAGAAUUGUGAACUUAGGUUGUAUUUUCCUGUCCAAAUAACAGUUUAAAGUCCACAAGAUAAUUGCUAAAACUUUCUGUAAUAACAGUAACAUGUAUGUGUUAUAUAUGUGUCUCUGGCAAAAAGCUUCGCCUAUAAACUUAAAUAUUUUCAUUUCAUGUGAUUUUGCUAUGAAAUACUUAAACAUUAAACACGCAGUAAAAUCAUAAUGCCUGAUGUGGGUAAAAUACAAUACGAAAUCGAAACAAACUAACGAAGUUUACCGAAAUGAAUGAACCGUGCAUACACGAUACCCUUAAUCAGCCUUUCUUCAAAUGUUGUGCACUUAGUGCACUUAUAUAUUCUGGAUGAGUGACCAAGUUAAAUUUUUGGGGACUGGAGGAGGGGGGGGGGGGGUCGUUUUCUAAUAGCUAUAAAGUCGCGAUUGACCUACAUUUUUCAGAAGAGUGUCAUUAAAUUCACAUUCCACAUAACUAUACAUUAAUUGGACAAUGCUGAAAUUCACCACCAGGACGCGGUUAUUACUGUCUCAAUGACAUAGGACGUGAUGGGAUAAAACAGCUUAUACUAUAGUAUAUAAUCAGGCUUCGGAUGCUGAAAUUGGCCUUUAUUUCUUGAAGGCAAUUUCAAUCUCAAGUAACUGACAGAUAGCUUUCAUUGCUUUGGCUACGAGCCUACGACACUUACAAAUAUUUGAAAUAUAUGCUGCAGUUUACCUAUAAUUUCGGGCGAAUGACCAUAUGUAAAAUUCUAGGGACUGGUUCAAUUCUUCGUACUCAUAUAUACAUGCAUAUAACUGCGGGGAUACAAUCAACCACACUUGCAUGCUUUAUAUAUGCCACAUUUGACAUACUGGUUGAGUGACUAAAUUGAAUUUGGGAGGAUAGAAUAUUUGUCAUGGUAUAUUCAUUCAGAUGCGGGGGUUUCGGAUGAGACCUCAAAAACCGAGGUCCCUUGUCACAGCAGGCUUGGCACGAUAAAAGCCCUCAAUGCGCUCUGUAUAGGUUUAAGUUUAGGGCACCUCACCUGAGUGAAAAAGUUGUCGAAGGUGAUCGAACAACUUUAUCUUGCUUUUCUUGUAUAUUGUCUUUCAAUUCGACAAAUGCCAGCCAGUGUUUUCUCAAAAAAGGAGAGAAAAAAAUACUCGCAAGGGAAAUAAAUGUAUUUUUUUAGUCAUCUAAAGAUAUACGCGACGUUUCUCAAUAACAUGUAAUUAUUCGUGACAUUCCACGUACAAUUCACGUGCGUUCUGCCUUGUUUCCACAAAAGAUCUUGGGGUAUAUCACCAUGUCUGUUUUAGAGCUUAUUUGCUGCAGGUAAAAAAUGUAAACCCUGCUUUUACGUAUCACAGUUAAUUUUAUAAAUGGACACUACUGUAGUAAAGAAGGAGAGAGAAAAUCUUUGGAACAAUUAGGUAUCGAACCCGGGACCCCUGUAUCACUACAUGUAGUUACAUCAACCACUGAGCUACCCAGGCCGAAAUACAUACAAGGGUAAAGUUACUACAGACAAUAUAAAAUUUUCAGUCUAUUUGGAAAAUCAUACAAGAACUCUGCCUGAAGAAAAUGUCAGAAAUGUCGUGUGGUGAUUGUCUGUCUGGGGGAAACUUUUCACAUUUUCAUCUUCUCACAAACCAUUUAGAAAAUAUCAACGGAACUGACACAGAGCUUCUUUUUGGUAAAGGGGAUUCAAGUUUGCUCAAAUGAAGGGCAACACCCCAAUCCAAGAGGGUGAGGUGAAUAAGACGAGGGGGGGGGGGAGUGUGUGUUAAAAUUCUUAUAAAUGAAGAGCCGCUUGUAUUCUAGUUAUAUAUAAAUAUAUGGAAGUAUCUUAUGCAUGUAGUUAGAUUCACGUUUGUUCAGAUGGUGACCCCCGGGGUCAGCAUGAGGCCACAAUAAGGGUUCGCCGAUAUACAUGGGAGUAUAAAGGAAAUGUCUUUAAUAAGUUUGACAUUCUCGUAUUCUGUAAAUUGAAGUUUGUUUAAAUGAUGGUCCCGCGGGGCCAGCAUGGGGUCACAAUGAGGAUAGGAAUGCAUGUACAUAUAGGGGGAAUCUUUAAAGUAUCACACCCCCCCCCCCUGAAUCACCCGCUAAAAGUUAUAUAGAAUCAUUCUCACAAAGAGUAGAUUCAAGUUUGUUUAAAGAGCGGUCUUCCGGGUAACAUGGGACCACUGUGGGUGUGUGAAGCUUUUCAUAGAAAUACCAAGGAGUGUGUUAAAUUAAUGUAAUAAAUGUAGCCUCUUAGCUUAAAGUAUCAAAAUAAUUGUAUAUUUCAAAAUCCUCUUCACCGCCUCGUCUAGAAGGACUAAACACAACUGGAAGCAUCCUCAUAUAGUAUAUAUUCAUUUAAGAAAACUCACUUCGUGUUACAGGUGCCCAAGUGUCUUAUCCUCUGAAUAUUUUAGGGGCACCCCCCCCCAUUGCGCCAGCUAGUGUAUCCGUACGUAGAGUAGGAUCAAAUGAUCAAACCAUGGCUUAUGUGACCAGGGUGGGUCAUCGCAGUUUUACACAGGAAUAUAAAAAAAAUCUUUAAAUGUCUUCUUUCUCGAAAACAUAAGAGGCUUUCGUAUAAUCUAUUGAAUUGAUAAACAUGCCAGCUUUCUCGUUUAGGUAUAGAACCAAAUUUCUUCAUUCAUGACCCCUGGGGCCGAAUUAAAUGGGUCUACAAAUGGGGAUUAAAUAUCCACAGCAAAGUUUUCGAAAAUUUGUAUUUUGCAUACUGGUCCGUUAGAUAGUUUUAAAAAAUGCACCGCGACAUGAAUACCGGUUCAAAGACUUCAGGGUCUAGGGCGGGACUACAAUUGGGGUUUCAAAGACAAGGGUACGUAAGUACUACGAGUACAUGAUGUUUCAAACGUCAGGAAACAACAGACACAUUACCACAGUACAAUGUAUUAUUAUUUAAAUUUACUGUAGAGUUUAUAUGGCAUCUAUUAUAAUAAAUAAUUUAAAUAAUAACCCUCUAAGAUACCGUAUUGGCCUAUAGAUAAGAUAAGAUAAGUUUAUUCCAAUUUUGGGCCCAGAGGGAAUAACAGUAAGACAGUUUAUAAAGAAGGAAAUUCAAAAAAGAAAGAAAGUUUACAACAUUAACUACAGGUUACAUAGACUGCAAACUGCAUGUGGAUGCAGCAUGUUGGGGAAACAAGUACAUAUAACAUAUAUGAAUUGCUAAUCAUGUGUAUACACAAGUAAAUGGACAGUAUCAGUAUUAUACCAACAUAUGAAUAAUAAAGUAUAAUGAUUUUUGCAGUUUUAAAGCAUCACUUCUUUUUCUGAAAGUCUGCACUAAAUAUUCACUCAAUUUGACAAUUACUGUUUUGUCUUCAUUAAUCAUCAACCAAGUAAAUUUGUCCUUAUUUGUUAGAUAGAUAAAAUUUUUGUUGAGCUUGUAUAUACCAUUAAAAAACAUAUUUCUCUCUUCAACAUAGAAUGGACAAUCAGUAAGGAAAUGAAAUUCAUCUGCUACACAAUUAAGGUUACAUAAUUCUACAAAGUACAGGUGAUACAAUUCUCUAUAUAAUAGGCCUAUUCCAAGUAAAUAUACACGUAUCUUGGAGAAAGGUAAAUGGGACAAUUUUGAAAAAAAAAAACACACCCCAAAACCAACCAAACCAAACAUCUUAAAUGAUGUGUACUAAAUGUAUGCUCUUUUACCGAGUACCUCGUUAAAUGUCUUCGAGCGGAAGUUCUAGGAGUGACUAUGAGUCAGUUGAUGGGUUACACUGUCCUAAAUGGCAGAAUAGAACUUAAGACAUAAUUCUGUUUUUUGGGGGGGAUAGGCCUAGUUGUUUUUAAAUCAUAAGUGCUUAAAUUGCCCUCCACAAAAUUUGAUUACGAAGUGAAAAUUAUUUAUACUAUAAGAAUAUCACUUCGGUCAAAUGCCAUCAUAUAUUACAAAACAGUAAGUUAUUUCCGGAAUGACAGAUAUUUCCUUCACCGAACCCAGCUUCGUCACGUGACCCCUGAUAGUGCCGUGUAUUUCGAGCGGGCGGGGACCCGGUGACAAAUUUUGAAUGAAUCAGCAGAGGUGAACAUCGAACUUCCAUUUUUCUUGGAUCGCUGUGGCAUCUGAGAUUUUUCGGCUUAUAGGGAUUUUUAAAAUAUUGUGAUUCAGUGGAGGCACUUCAUAUUAUUACAAGACUAAACUCUAGAAGUUAUCGAGUAUUUUUUUUGGCUUCAAAAUGGCGGACGAUCCGUAUGCAGGUGUAAGCGCACAAGAACUGCAAUAUUUAGCAGUGGACAGAAACAAAAUUAAUGAUCCCAUGGUACAAGCAGAAUGGGCUUCAAAGAAACUCAUUUGGAUACCUCAUGAAAUGCAUGGUUUUUGUGCUGCAUGUAUUGUAAGCGAUCAUGGGGACGAGAUUGAAGUUGUGGUAGAAGAAACCGGAAAACGUGUGAGAGUUCACAGGGACGAUUGCCAGAAGAUGAAUCCUCCUAAAUUUAAUAAAGUAGAAGAUAUGGCAGAACUUACUUGUCUAAAUGAAGCAUCUGUUUUACACAAUUUGAAAGACCGAUAUUUUUCAGGUUUAAUAUAUACAUACUCCGGCUUGUUUUGUGUGGUAGUGAAUCCUUACAAGAGACUACCAAUAUACACAGAGAAAGUUGUAGACCUUUACAAAGGAAAAAAAAGACAUGAAGUCCCUCCACAUGUAUUUGCAAUCACAGACACAGCCUACAGGAGUAUGCUGCAAGAUCGGGAGGACCAGUCUAUUCUUUGCACUGGAGAAUCAGGGGCUGGAAAAACAGAAAACACCAAGAAAGUGAUCCAAUACUUGGCUCAUGUUGCUGCCUCCAAUAGAUCCAAUCGCUCAUCCGUGUCCAACCUGCAUGUCACGCCGCAUAUCGUUCAGCAGAGCAAAGACAUCAAUCUUGGAGAAUUGGAGAAUCAGCUGCUGCAGGCCAAUCCUAUUUUGGAGGCCUUUGGAAAUGCCAAGACCAUCAAGAAUGACAACUCAUCUAGAUUUGGAAAGUUCAUCAGAAUUAACUUUGAUUCCUCAGGAUACAUAUCAGGAGCCAACAUAGAAACAUAUCUUUUAGAAAAGUCAAGGGCUGUUAGACAAGCAGAUCAGGAAAGAUGUUUUCAUAUUUUCUACCAGUUAUUUACUGGGGCCUCUGCAGAACAGAAGAAGGAUUUCCUUUUGGAUGAUAUCAGAAACUACCGCUUUUUAUCGGGAGGCAAAAUUCCUCUGACUGGGGUAGAUGAUGGUACAGAAUUUCGAUCCACUGCAGAAGCCAUGACUAUUAUGGGCAUUGGUCCGGAGGAGCAAUCUUCCAUUUUGAGAGUAGUGUCGGCUGUGCUCAUGUUUGGAAAUAUGCAGUUUAAGCAGGAAAGCAGAAAUUCGGACCAAGCUUCUCUGCCUGAUGAUACUGUUGCACAAAAAGCUUGCCACUUACUUGGUCUACCAGUGACUUCCAUUGUGCAAGCUUUCCUCAGACCAAAAAUUAAGGUUGGCAGAGACCAAGUCACCAAGGCACAGACCAAAGAACAGGUUGAGUUUGCAGUGGAGGCAAUGUCAAAAGCAUUGUAUGAGAGAAUGUUCAGGUGGCUAGUGACGAGAAUCAACAGAUCUUUGGACAGAACCAAGCGACAGGGAGCCUCCUUCAUAGGAAUUUUGGAUAUAGCUGGAUUUGAAAUAUUUAAGUCAAAUGAGGGCAAGAUGAACUCCUUUGAGCAACUGUGUAUUAAUUACACCAAUGAGAAAUUGCAACAGCUGUUUAAUCACACAAUGUUUAUCCUGGAACAAGAAGAAUACCAGAGAGAGGGCAUUGAGUGGAAGUUUAUUGAUUUUGGACUGGAUCUUCAGCCCACCAUUGAUCUUCUAGAAAAACCCCUGGGUAUCCUAGCACUGCUGGACGAGGAAUGCUGGUUCCCAAAGGCCACAGACAAAACAUUCAUUGACAAAGUCGUGGCACAACAUUCCACACAUCCCAAGUUCAGAAAACCAGAUUUCAGAGCUGAUGCUGAUUUCAGCCUCAUUCAUUAUGCCGGCCAGGUGGAUUACUCUGCUAGUCAAUGGUUAAUGAAGAAUAUGGAUCCACUGAACGAAAAUGUGGUGUCUCUAAUGCAGAAUUCCUCGGAUCCAUUUGUCUCAGCAAUAUGGAAAGAUGCUGAAAUUGUUGGUAUGGGAGCCACUGCUGGUGGAGACACUAUGUUUGGAUCUCGAACAAGAAAGGGAAUGUUUAGGACUGUUGGUCAAUUGUACAAGGAACAGUUAGCCAAACUGAUGGCCACGCUACGCAACACCAACCCCAACUUUGUGAGAUGUAUCAUUCCAAAUCAUGAGAAAAAGGCUGGCAAGAUUGAUUCUCCCCUGGUGCUGGAGCAGCUAAGAUGUAAUGGUGUACUGGAAGGAAUUAGGAUCUGUAGACAAGGCUUCCCCAACAGAAUUCUCUUUCAAGAGUUCCGUCAGAGAUAUGAAAUUCUCUGUCCAAAUUGCAUUCCUAAGGGAUUCAUGGAUGGAAAGAAGGCUGUAGAAAGAAUGAUUGCAGCCUUGGAACUGGAUCCAAACCUGUACCGCAUCGGUCAGAGUAAGAUAUUUUUCCGAGCUGGUGUACUUGCUCAUCUGGAGGAGGAGAGAGAUCUCAAAUUAACAGAUAUCAUUAUACAGUUCCAGUCUCUGUGCAGAGGAUUAAUAGCCAGGAGAAAUUACCAGAGGCGAUUACAGCAGCUUAGUGCAAUCAGAGUUAUUCAGAGAAAUUGUGCAGCCUACCUUAAACUCCGGAACUGGGCAUGGUGGAGAUUGUUCACAAAGGUGAAGCCGCUUUUGCCUGUCACUGGGCAAGAAGAGAAGAUCUCUCAAAAAGAAAAAGAAGUGGAGAAAUAUAAGGAAAACUUUGAGAAGCAGAAAGCUGAUUAUGAGGAGAUAGAGCGUAGAUAUGCUCAAAUUAUUGAAGAGAAGUCUAUACUGGCCGAGCAGGUUCAGGCUAGUGAAGAAUUGGCAGCAGAGGCAGAGGAGGGUCAACGACGUAUAGCAGCAAAGAAGGAUGAAUUAGAAGAAAUUCUCCAUGAAAUGGAGAUUCGAAUUGAAGAGGAGGAGGAUAAAUGCAAUCAACUAAUGGAUGAUCGCAAGAAAUUCCAACAAACCGUUGCAGAUUUAGAAGAUCAAUUAGAAGAUGAAGAACAAGCUAGACAGAAAUUGCAGUUGGAAAAAGUUUCAGCGGAGUCUAAAAUAAAGAAGUUAGAGGAAGAUAUGGCUGUUCAGGAUGACACUAAUCAGAAAUUAAGUAAAGACAAACGCAUCUUGGAAGAACGAUAUAAUGAAGUUCAGAGUCAGCUUGUUGAGGAGGAAGAAAAAGCUAAACAACUGGGAAAACUGAAAAAUAAAUAUGAAGCCAUUAUUGCUGAUUUAGAAGAGCGCUUAAGAAAAGAGACACAGGCUCGACAAGAAUUGGAAAAGAUAAAAAGACGUCUAGAGACUGAGCUAAAUGACUUGCGAGAACAACUACUGGAGAAGAGACAGCAAGUAGAAGAACUCCAGGGUAUCUUAUCCAAACGAGAGGAAGAAGUGCAGUUCACACUUCAGAAAGUUGAAGAGGAAGGAGCUGCAAAGAGUACAUUCCAGAAACAGUUAAGAGAUCUUCAGACGCAAAUGCAAGAGUUACAAGAGGAUUUGGAUGCCGAGAAGGAAUCGAGAAAUAAGGCGGAGAAACUGAAAAGAGAUCUGAAUGAGGAACUGGAGGCUCUUAAGACUGAGUUAGAGGAGAACCUUGAUGCCACAGCAGCUGUCCAAGACAUCCGGGCUAAGAGAGAGGAUGAACUCCGAGAUCUCAAGCAAGCUCUGCAAUCCAGUCAGAAACAGCAUGAAGCCAGUGCACAUGACUUGAAGCAUAAAUACCAACACCAGAUCGAUCAAUUAAAUGAAGACUUGGACAAUGUUAAAAAGAAUAAACAAACAUUGGAGAAGGCAAAGCAGACACUGGAGGCAGAGAAUCAAGAUUUAUGUAAUGAUCUUAAAUCUGUACAAAUGGCCAAAACAGAAUCUGAAAGGAAGCGUAAGCAAGUUGAACAACAACACCAAGAAGCAGUUAUUAAACUACAGGAAACAGAACGCAGCAGGGGAGAUUCAUCUGAUAAGGCAUCAAAACUUAGUGUUGAAUUGGACAAUGUUAGUAAACAACUUGAGCAAGUUGAAACUAAAAACAUACAACUGAGCCAGAAACUCAGCUCCCUAGAUGCUCAGCUUGUUGAUGCACAGGAACUGGCAAGUGACGAGACCAAAGCUAAGUUGUUGGCUCAAUCUAAACUCCGCCAAGCUACUGAUGAUAUUUCUGGUCUGAAUGAGCGAAUUGAGGAAGAAGAAGAAAAUAAGAGGCAGUUGGAAAAACAAGUAGCAGAGCUGCAAGUCAAGUUUGGUGAGCUGAAGAAGAAAUCGGAGGAGGAUGCACACCAUGUGGAGAACUCUGAGGAGCAGAGAAGGAAGCUGAUGAGGGAAGUGGAGGCCCUGACUGGGAAGCUAGAGGAGGCCAGAGCUUCAGCAGACAAAUUUGAAAAAUCCAAGAAAAAACUACAGGCAGAGGUUGAAGAUUUAACAGUCGAGUUGGAGACACAGAAGUCAGCAACAUCUAAUAUGGAUAAAAAACAAAAGAAAUUUGAUCAAAUGCUGUCUGAUGAAAAGGCUGUUUCACAAAGACUUGCUACGGAACGUGAUAAUGUGGAAAGAGAGGCUCGUGAGAAAGAGACCAAGAUCAUGAACCUGCAGAGGGAACUCGAGGAAAUGAGAGACAUGUACGAGAAGGCUGAUAAAGGACGAUUGGCAUCUCAGCGUGAGCUCGAGGAUCUCGUGUCUACCAGCUCAGACGUAGGAAAGAAUGUUCAUGAUUUGGAGAAGGCCAAGAGGACACUAGAGAGUCAGGUCGAGGAACAGAGAAAUACAAUUGAGGAGCUGGAGGAUGAGCUACAGUGUUCAGAGGAUGCCAAGCUGAGAUUGGAAGUGAACAUGCAAGCACUGAAGACUCAAUUGGAGAGAGAGCUCCAGGGCAAGGAGGAGGCAGUGGAGGACCAGAAAAAACUUCUCCUUCGGCAGCUUAGAGAUAUGGAAGCUGAACUUGAGGAUGAAAGGAAGCAGAAGGCAAUAGCAGUAAAUGGACGCAAGAAACUAGAAAAUGACAUGAAAGACUAUAUGCAGCAAGUAGAAAUGGCAAACAAGGUGAAAGAAGAUGCUGUAAAACAGCUCCGUCGCAUUCAGGCACAAAUGAAAGAAAACCAGCGAGAAUUAGAUGAAGCACGAAUAACCAAAGAGGAAAUGCAAGUUUCAGUGAAGGAAAAUGAGCGCAAAAUAAAAUCUCUGGAUGCAGACAUUCUGCAGCUUCAGGAGGAUCUGGCAGCAGCUGAGAAAGCCAAACGCAAUGCUGAGGCAGAGAGAGAUGAACUCCAGGAUGAACUCAGUAGUAACACCACUGGAAAAUCAGCUUUGUUGGAGGAGAAGAGACGCAUGGAUGCUAGGCUCCAACAACUUGAGGAAGAACUUGAGGAAGAGCAAAGCAAUAGUGAAAUGUUGAACGAUAAAGCACGCAAAGCAUUGAACCAGGUAGAACAGCUCAACACCGAACUCAACACUGAGAGGUCCCUUACUCAGAAGAUGGAGAAUCAACGAUCAACACUGGAGAGGCAGAACAAAGAUUUGAAAGAAAAACUAGCUGAACUUGAGAACCAGAUCCGAACUCGCACCAAGGCCACCAUCGCUGCCCUGGAGGGCAAGGUUUCUAAUCUUGAGGAGCAGCUUGAUGUAGAGACCAAGGAAAGAACUCAGCUGCAGAGAAUGCUUAGAAGACAAGAUAAGAAACUGAAAGACCUCGCCAUUCAAGCAGAAGAUGAACGACGCCACGCUGAUCAAUACAAAGAACAGGUUGACAAGAUGAACAAUCGUGUGAAGGCUCUAAAGAGACAGAUAGAUGAGGCAGAAGAGGAAAUCACUCGUGUUAAUGCACAGAAAAGAAAACUGCAACGAGAUCUGGAUGAACAGAUGGAACAGAACGAGUCAGCCUCCAGGGAGAUUUCAUCCCUGAAGAAGUACAGUAGUUACCAACAUCAGCAGACCACCGAUUCUGACUGGUAAGUAAAGAUGAGGACAGCAUGCUUCCAGCUGUAAUCUUCAAAUUAGUCCGCCUCUUACUCCACAACUUUAGUGUUACACUGUAUAUAUAUGUACAGGUUCACCCAGAGUAUCUCCAGCAUCAAUCAUACGUCAAUCAUCUUUUUAUUUUCUUUCAGAGAUGCCUAGUAAGAAACAUUUAUUGCUGUAUAUCAUUCUUUGAUCACUAAUUGGGUCACUAAAGGUUUAAAUGAUGUUUAGCUUCCUGCAUGACUAAGUCAAGUUUGUCAGAAAUAUAGUAAUUUUGCCAAAGAUCUAUUCAGUGUUAAAUCUCAGAACUCUGCAUACAUGUAGCUUAUUAAAUGACUUCAUAAUAUUGUAACAUCUUUGCUCCUUGGGCCUUGUCUAAAAAUUUGGAUGCAUGUAGCUUUCCUUGCUGAUACUUGUCCUUGCCCUAAUGAACUACAUUAUUACUGUAAAGCCUUUAAUCAAGUUCUGCCCACUGAAUACAGUGCAUUGUUGAUUUCAGCUAUUAGUGGGCAUUUUUUCUUUUGCUUUACACGAUUGUAAGGCAACUUUGUAGUGACAUGUAUGUUCAGUAAAUUGUAAAACCUUUACAAUUAUUAUGCAUUUUACAUAAAACCAUUUCUGUAGUAAAGAUUUGGAUGAUUGGUUUUUUACAGACCCAGUGCUACAGCUCGACCAGCACGUUCCAUGUUGUCAUCAAUCAAGACGGAUCUGGGUGAAGAUGAUAUAAGCGCCGACGAGAAUCCAGAAAACUCGGAGGUCUAGUGUUCUGUGUACUGACUGAUGCAUCAUUAGUCUUCCUCUCUAUAUCACACCAUACCUUUCUCUUCUACUGUGUAUACUUGAUGGACGUACACCAAUAUGUAGUAGUGGCUGUAUAUAAUCUCUGUUAUUGUAUUUUGUUGCCUAGUAAUGUUACAUAGUAAAUGAUAAAUAUGGGAACAGUUUUUUUCUUCUUCAUUUUUUUUAAAAACAUAUUUUUAAGAAGCAUUUUUAAUCUUUAUCAGAAAUUUCAUAGGCAUGAUAAAUUUCCAAGAGUUCAUCAGUUUUUGUGCAAACGUUAUCACUUUUUUGUAUGUUCAAUGCUAUUGCAACUUGCUGCCGUGUAAUCUCAGAUGCUAGGAACCAGUAAGGGGAUGUCUGUUAUUCAUUUUUAUUGCAACAAUGUUAAUAGAAAUGCGAGGACCAAAUGUUAUUCAUGGAUAUGGUUAUGAUUUAGUGAAUGUGUCAUGAACAAAUUUUUUCUUCAUUUUUUUUUUGGUCGUUUUCAGUUUUGUUCAAGUUAAAUUGUCUUUACCUAUGUGCUUGACAAAUUCCAUUGGCUUCUUGUAUAACAAUGUGAUAUUUAUGUAAACAUGGAUCUUUAUCGUCCGUGUCUUCCUUUUUUGCAUUUAGUAUAUUUUUACAUAACUGUGAUGGGAAUUUGCCUUUUAAUUAACAAGUAAUUUUCUCCUAAUAACAUGAAAUAUACUAGGACUAUGCAUAUACUAUUAGUUUUGAAAAUUAACUGAGUUCUUGCAAAAUUGAUAAAUAACAAAAAUUUACGAAAUUGAAGAACUUUCAUGAAAAUUGAAAUUUAAGAUGUCAUAUGCUUAUAGCUAGCUAUUAAAAUAUAUUAUUAAAGUUAUGGUGAAAGCUUUGCUAUAUGGAAGCAUUAAAAUAAAUAAAAUAUUACCAACCA
Messenger RNA from Ostrea edulis (European flat oyster), 13073 nucleotides. Its product is annotated as myosin heavy chain, non-muscle. Gene Ontology annotation, molecular function: ATP binding; actin filament binding; cytoskeletal motor activity. The transcript is spliced from 40 exons. NCBI's taxonomy places the organism in Eukaryota, Metazoa, Mollusca, Bivalvia, Ostreida, Ostreidae. The record is from RefSeq and is a predicted model, not a curated record. Bases 5516 to 11389 code for a protein of 1957 amino acids. Gene Ontology annotation, cellular component: myosin complex.